This is a messenger RNA of Phytophthora sojae, 252 nucleotides long. RefSeq lists its product as hypothetical. The transcript has a single exon. The record is from RefSeq and is a predicted model, not a curated record. Bases 1 to 252 code for a protein of 83 amino acids. NCBI's taxonomy places the organism in Eukaryota, Oomycota, Peronosporomycetes, Peronosporales, Peronosporaceae.
AUGCGGGGCUGGGAUGUUCCGCGUCGCGAGCGACCACCCGUGAUGAUCAAGCUCGUGUCGAUGCCUUCCAGGUCUUUCUCCUUGUUGUAUUUCCUCUUAGCAGCGCUGAUAUCGCGACUCGAAGGGUACGACCCUUGGAACGAAAUCCCAGCAUCAUGCAGCCGUUCGCGUAGAAUUUCCUCGGCCUCAUCGGACGAAGCAGCGCUUUUCAGAACCCUGUACAACUGCGGGCUGCACAUCAGUCAACGAUGA